Molecule: messenger RNA, 1286 nt
Organism: Scheffersomyces amazonensis
Lineage: Eukaryota; Fungi; Ascomycota; Pichiomycetes; Serinales; Debaryomycetaceae
Exons: 1
Coding region: 91-1149 (352 amino acids)
Biological process (GO): endoplasmic reticulum to Golgi vesicle-mediated transport; retrograde vesicle-mediated transport, Golgi to endoplasmic reticulum
Cellular component (GO): membrane; endoplasmic reticulum; COPII-coated ER to Golgi transport vesicle
Source: RefSeq, a predicted model, not a curated record
UAUGGAGAUAUUUAAUGCCAGCAAGAUUGAACGAACGAUAUUAAUAUGAAAAGUUAUUAAAGGUUAUUAAAUUUACAAAGUAACAAGAGGAUGGACGGAUUUACUAGUAGAGUUCGAACGUUUGAUGCGUUUCCUAAAGUGGAUUCACAACAUACUGUACGAUCUCAAAGAGGAGGAUUUUCUACUUUAAUGACAAUCUUUGUUGGAUUGUUAAUUGUAUGGGUAGAAAUUGGAGGAUUCCUUGGAGGAUAUGUAGAUAGACAAUUUACAGUUGAUGAUGAAAUUAAAUCUAAUUUAUUUAUUAAUGUAGAUAUGUUGGUAGCAAUGCCAUGUGAAUUUCUUCAUACUAAUGUAUUAGAUUUAACAAGAGAUCGAUAUUUAGCAGGAGAAACUUUAAAUUUUGAAGGACUUAAUUUCUUUAUACCAGAAGGAUUUAAAAUUAAUAAUCCAAAUGAUGCUCAUGAUACUCCUGAAUUAGAUGAAAUUAUGAGAGAAUCUAUGAGAGCAGAAUUUAGAAUUGAAGGUGCUAGAAUUAAUGAAGGUGCACCUGCUUGUCAUAUAUUUGGAUCAAUUCCAGUUAAUCAAGUUAAAGGUGAUUUUCAUAUAACUGCAAAGGGUUAUGGAUAUAGAGAUAGAGCUCAUGUCCCAGUUGAAGCAUUAAAUUUUACUCAUUUAAUUCAAGAAUUUUCAUUUGGAGAAUUUUAUCCGUUUAUUAAUAAUCCUUUAGAUGCAACUGGUAAAACAACAGAAGAAAAUCUUCAAGCUUAUAAAUAUCAUACUAAAGUUGUACCAACUCUUUAUCAAAGAUUAGGAUUAAUAAUUGAUACUAAUCAAUAUGCAUUAACAGAAAGUCAACAUGUAUGUAAUAUUAAAGAUCCUAAUAAAUUGGAUAUUCCAGGAAUUUAUUUCCGUUAUGAUUUUGAACCAAUAAAAUUAAUAAUAAUUGAAAGAAGAUUACCAUUUAUACAAUUUGUUGCUAAAUUAGCAACUAUACUUGGUGGUUUAUUAAUUUUAGCUGGUUAUUUAUAUAGAUUGUAUGAUCGAUUACUUGGAAUUUUAUUUGGUAAGAAAUACGUUGAAAAAAAUACCGAACGUAAAUCUGGUGGACUUCUUGAUAAUGAUGUUAAAGAAUCAUUUCAGGAUAUAUAAAGUAAAGUUCGCGUGGGUUAUGUCAGUAGUCGCAUCAAUUUAAUAGUAUAUACUCAGUAGAUUGAUUUGAAUAAAAAAGUUGAGUCAAUAGAUAAGAACGUUUCUUUCCUGUAUGGUGAUAAUCCCCGGUGUAGGCA